This is a messenger RNA of Ostreococcus lucimarinus CCE9901, 546 nucleotides long. RefSeq lists its product with no specific name. Gene Ontology annotation, biological process: maturation of 5.8S rRNA; regulation of gene expression. The record is from RefSeq and is a predicted model, not a curated record. Gene Ontology annotation, cellular component: nucleolus; exosome (RNase complex). Lineage: Eukaryota; Viridiplantae; Chlorophyta; Mamiellophyceae; Mamiellales; Bathycoccaceae. The coding region runs from base 1 to 546 and encodes 181 amino acids. Gene Ontology annotation, molecular function: DNA binding; RNA binding. The transcript has a single exon.
AUGCCCGCCGUCGCCGAUGACGCGCUCCCUGAAGACGCUCGCGAGGCGCUCGAUGAGUUUGAGGCGGCGACGGAGGCGAUCGAACGCGCGCUCGAGCCGUUUCUCGACGCCGACCGCAAGGCGCUGACGAAGGAACUGCGGCCGUUGGAACGCGCGGAGGUGCACUGCGAGGCCGCGCGCGCGAUCGUCGCGCUGUUUGGGAUGUACCUGAAGACGCUAGGCGUCGAUCCGGAGAAGCACGCGACGGCGAAGGAGAUGAAACGGGUGGAGGCGUACAGGAAGAAGAUCGAGGAGACGCGAGCGAGGCUCGGGGACGGCGCGCGGGGGGCGAGCGCCGGCGGGCGAAAGGCGAGCGUGGACGUGGAAACGGCGGCGAAGGCGAUUAAAGAUGGUGUUGGUUCGCCGGGAGAUCUGUUGAAGGCGAGUUUGGCGGCGGCAGGGGGUGAUAAGGGGGACGGCGGCGAAGACGGUAAGGAGGACGGAGGUAAAAAGCGCGCGGCGUCGGCAAACAAAGGCAAGGGUUCAAAGAAAGCGAAGAAGAAGUAG